Haemonchus placei is the source of this 765-nucleotide messenger RNA. The record is from the annotation of a GenBank genome assembly. NCBI's taxonomy places the organism in Eukaryota, Metazoa, Nematoda, Chromadorea, Rhabditida, Trichostrongylidae.
ACAUACUGUGGGCUGUUCUGUGUGGUACUAAAUCCAUGGCGUACGCUACCAAUCUACACCACGGACGUAAUGUCUACUUAUCGUACGGGAGUUGGUGACAGCUAUCCUCACGUCUAUACGGUGGCUCAAAGCGCAUACGACGGCAUCCUGAGAGGUGAGUGGGAGAUCAUUUGCGUUCUGGGAGAAUCUGGAGCUGGCAAAACGGAAAAUACGAAGAAAAUCAUCGAAUACAUAUUGGAAUGCUGUGGUUGCACCGCGAAGGAGCAAUCGCAAGAGCCGAGCAACGGGAAACUACAGAAUGGAUACACAACCCAUGGCAGUACCGUAGGUAGAGAUGUGAUCUCUGCAGGAGUGCUGCUGGAAGCCUUCGGAAACGCCCGAACGACCCACAAUAACAACAGCUCGCGAUUUGUGAGUAGCUACUUCAAUUUAUAUGAGGUGUUAUACCUGUCCUGUUUAUACAGGAAGUGGGCCAGGGAACCGUCUGGAAAAUUCAUAAGGAUCGAAUUCAACGAACAUGGAAAGCUGCAAUCAGCUCAGAUCGAAUGCUACCUUCUGGAAAAGUCGCGUGUCGUCAAUCAGGAUGCUGGCAAUCGAAAUUUCCAUGUCUUCUAUCAACUCCUAUCAAAAGCGUUUCCUGAUGAGAUGCGCCAGAAGCUGCUACUUACUCAAACAGCGGACCGUUACAAAUUCCUCAACCAAGGAAAUGUUUGUGUUGAUAGGGAAAUCGACGAUGUCGCAAAUGGCCUGCUUACUGAUGUAUGA